Clavispora lusitaniae ATCC 42720 is the source of this 1515-nucleotide messenger RNA. Lineage: Eukaryota; Fungi; Ascomycota; Pichiomycetes; Serinales; Metschnikowiaceae. The record is from RefSeq and is a predicted model, not a curated record.
AUGCUCGCCCGAGACCGCGAGCUCUUGUAUCUCUGCGGAGCGUCUUUCGUCGCCGUCUACGUUCUUUUACGGCUCGUGUUGCCGCGUUCGUCGCAGGUACCGCUCCUUGCCGGCGUGUUUGUGGCGACCAACAUGUUUUCGCGCACGGGCCUUUUCCAGCUGUUUUUGCAGCGGCUCGCCCAGAAAAAACUCGCGCCCGUGCCCGCGGCGGCCGGCAACGAGGCGUUUUGCGCGCUCGACGCCCCGUUGCAGCGCGAGCUUCUCACGGCGCUCCGCUCGUUGCGCCAGUACGCCGACCACUCGCGCGCCUCCAACGAUCGCCGCCGCCGCUUGUUCAGCAUGAUGCUGUGGCGGCAACAGAAAAUCUGCAACGACGCCGGCUACUCGGAAAAGCUCCGUGCCAUCGACUCGCACAUUGCGCUCAACCAAAAGUUUUUCGAUGCCUUGGGCGUUGCUGUGGCCCAGCACUACGGCAUUUCGUACCGCGACUAUGGCGCCUUGCAGUCCGGCAAGGGCCAAAAUACCUCGCUGUCGAACUACCGCGUGGUGGAAAGCUUGGGCCACUUUGUGCGCGACUGGACCGACGCCCGCGAGAUCGGCCCCAUUCUCGACUACGUCAGGGCCCAGUUGGACAAGAUCGUGCCGCCAGGCGAGGAAAAGGACACCGUCGUGGUGAUUCCGGGCGCAGGCUUGGGCCGCGUUGCCCACGAGGUGGCCUGCCAUCGUCCGUUUGCCGCAGUCCAUGCAGUGGAGUACAGUGGCUUGAUGCACGCAUGCCACCUAUACAUGUACCGAGACAAGCAGGCCACGGAAGAGAAUGCAGACACUGAAGAGAAAGAAAGUGCAAGCGACAGUGAAAACAAAAAGAGAGAAACUACGAGCGACAGUGAAAACAGAAAGAGAGAAAGUACUAGCGACAGUGAAAAGAGAAAGAGAGAAAGUACGAGCGAGAGUGAAAACGGAAAGAAAACUUCCAACGCCAGUGCACCCAGCUCAAUAUACCCCUACGUCCAUUCGUGCUCCAACUUUCUCUCGACAGAAGCCCAGCUCCGUCCGGUCGACCUUACGUUCGCAGCUCGCCCCGAAAAUCUCCACUUGUCGCUUGCUGACUUCCGCUACUUUUCCAUUCCAAAGCAGAGCUCCAUCAAAAAUGUGGUUGUGGUUUCGGUGUUUUUCUUGGACACGGCUGAAAACUUGAUCGACUACUUUGAUGCCAUCCAGCUGCUUACGCACCCACUGGGAUCUGUGCAAAAUGGAUACUGGAUUAAUGUGGGACCUCUCAAGUACGGCUCUGCGGCCCAGGCCGAGCUCAACGCAACAGAAAUAGCCCAUGUGCGCCGCUCCUUCUCCUGGAAAGAUUUGGAUGUCACAAAUUCCAUAGAGGAACCUUCAAAAUUCCCCAAUAAUGGCCUUGUGGGCUACAUCACCGACCUUCAAAGCUUGUGGCAGGGCUUUUACGGCUUGUCAAUGUGGACAAGUGCACAGACUAAAAACAAGAGGAAAAUUAAAGCCUAA